Molecule: messenger RNA, 813 nt
Organism: Cladocopium goreaui
Lineage: Eukaryota; Dinophyceae; Suessiales; Symbiodiniaceae
Source: the annotation of a GenBank genome assembly
AUGAGCAGCGAUCGCAGCGCCUGCAUGGCUCUGCGGAUAGCCAAGGCUGUUGGAGAGUCUACUGGAGCAACUGGCAGAGCAAUCGCCAUUGGAUCUGAAAGAAGAGGUCCCUUCAACAGCGCACUGCUGGGCGAGAAACCUCUAGAUCUCUAUGGCACCUUGGAGGUCCUCGGAGGCCAUGUUGGCGAGGUAGAUCCUGCGACAUUGGAAGACUUCAUCGAGUCCUUGAGGUUCUUUUGGCCCCUUUGCAGUUCGCAGACGCUCAUCAAGGCUCUUCUGGCUUUGGGCCAAGCGAAUGCCCUGGAUGUGGGCACUUGCCGAUUGCUUCUGCAGCAGUUGGAGGCCCGCAGUGAGUUCUUAGGCCGCAGCGACCGCGAGGCGCUGUUGCUGCUGCUGGCCCUACAUAAGAGCAGCUUUGAUCGCAGCACAGCAGUCCUUGGCCUACCUCAUCCCCUGUAUGAUGAGGCUGCGAAACGCUUGAUCAAGGACCUGUCCCGCGAUGCCUGCGGCAAAAUCAGCAGUGGUCCCAUCGAGUCGCUUUCGCGGCCUGUCCUGGCGCUGGCUGAGCUCAAAGUGCUGGAUCGACGCGCCCUGCACGCCUUGACGGAACGCUUAGUGUCUGGACGGCUGCUGUCCCUCUCUCCUUCUGCAUUUGUCUCCCUAGUCUACGCGCAUCGCCUGGUCCGUGGCCCCGUGCCCUUGGAGAAGCUCCGCAUGCCACUGUGCUUAGCCUUCGGAGCCUUGCUGCAUGCCAUGACUGCAAAGCAGGUCGGGAUCCCAGGGCGAAGUCCAACGAAAUGGGCAUUGAAAUAG